Messenger RNA from Rubroshorea leprosula, 1202 nucleotides. Lineage: Eukaryota; Viridiplantae; Streptophyta; Magnoliopsida; Malvales; Dipterocarpaceae. The record is from the annotation of a GenBank genome assembly.
GAGUACAAAAGAAGGGCAACCCGAUUUGGAGUCAGAGGAUCACCCUAUGCGGUUUCUGAUCUCGGCGAAGAGGAAAGUGAAGAAAAGACUGAAAGUGAUUCAGAUUAUGAGGUUUCCGAGAGGCGCCUAAGGGUAAGGUAAGGUGGUGAACAUGGGAAAGAAGAAGCCAUAUCUAGACUGUCUUAUUCUUUCAAUGAGUUUACGACUUCUUCGCUUUUCAGUCUGGGGAGUGAAGCUAGACUGAAGAGAUGAAAGCGCUUGACUUGUUAGAGAGAGAAGAUUCUUUUAGAGAGGUGAAGGGAGAGAGACUGUCCUAAGGUGCGAAGAAAAGAUAGAACUCUAGUGAAGACAGUAGGGGGCCCCUUGAGUGCGAAUCUGGUGCACAUGACAUGUUAGCAGUUGCAGGGGCAGGCGAGAGAGAUAUAUAUUGACUUAAGGGAAAGUCCCUUAACUGCAAAUUCCUCUAAAAGGAUAGGAUUGAUGUGGCCUGAAUAGGCUGCUAUUGAAGUUCAAUUUAAAUAAUAAGAAAAAAGCCGAAUUAUGUACUAGCAUAAAGGGCGAAAGAGCUCUUUUAGUAGGGCACUCCCUAACAAGGAAAAUGACAGCAAGGGAAGGAAAAAGUCUCUGACUUGAAUUUCUUUUUACCGACCCUUUCAUUCAAUAACUAGACAAGCCGGUCGUCCUACAGGACAUCUGAUCUCUUUCGGAGAGAAGUUGAGUCAUGACAUGCUUUCUGUCUCAAGCCAUGAGAGAAGCUGUGAUCGAGACAGUCCCGCUAAGCCAGUCACCGUAAAAGAAUGGAGUCAGGGACGACCACAGCGGAUAUGCGUCUUCAAUCCGCUAAGAAAGGUAGAAAUGCCUAUAACAUAAGAUGGACACCCUUGUCACAUAUCAGCUGCUACUUGGAAUCUUCCUUCACAUCGCAUAUACGCUACAAGAAGAGAUAGUUGUGAGGAAGAAGGGAAUGUAAUAUUUUUCCAAAAGACACUCAUUACUGGUUGAGCUGAUACGAGUUGUUUCAAAUCGGAUGCUAAAAAACCUAUCUUUAUCAUCCCCCUCUUCUCUCUCAAAAGGCUCAAUCAGUCCGCUUGCUAACCCGCCCUUUCACGGCACUAGGCUUUGACGUGAAAUGACCCGCCUAGACUGGAAUUCCUCUAUUAAGAUAUAUAGACAUCAGUUUAAAUUAAAUAAGUUUGCCGUUA